Messenger RNA from Rana temporaria (common frog), 1083 nucleotides. Its product is annotated as olfactory receptor 6F1-like. Gene Ontology annotation, cellular component: membrane. The transcript has a single exon. Gene Ontology annotation, biological process: G protein-coupled receptor signaling pathway. NCBI's taxonomy places the organism in Eukaryota, Metazoa, Chordata, Amphibia, Anura, Ranidae. The coding region runs from base 95 to 1036 and encodes 313 amino acids. The record is from RefSeq and is a predicted model, not a curated record. Gene Ontology annotation, molecular function: olfactory receptor activity; G protein-coupled receptor activity.
CCUCCCUCUACUCCUCAUUGCCUUCCUCUUUCACCUCAUCCUUCUUCUUCUGUUCCUCUUCUCUGUAUCUAAUAUGUGAUUGUCUCCUCCACAGAUGGUGUAUCCCGAGAACUGCACAGCCGUCACUGAAAUUCUGCUCACCGGAUUUAAAGCUUUUGAAGGUUUCAGGAUCCCGAUGUUUGUUCUGUUUCUGAAUAUUUACCUUUUGAUUUGCUUUGAAAAUGUUUUGAUCAUCUACAUCAUUUUUAGUAGCGCUCGUCUCAAGGCGCUGAUGUUUUUCAUAAUUCAGAGCAUGUGCGUAUGUGAUCUGCUGAGCAUCUCAAAUAUUAUUCCAAAAUUCCUAAAUGACGUUCUUCAGGAGAGGCCGACCUUCACUGUCACUGGUUGCAUUUUACAAUUACAGUUGCAUGGGACUUCAGGAGUGAUCGGUUCUUUCCAUUAUGCUCUAAUGUCUUAUGAUCGAUAUUUGGCCGUUUGCCAUCCAUUGCGUUAUUCUUCUUUUGUUAAUAACAGAAUUUAUUUUCAUAUCAUCAUCGUAUUUUGGAUUAUUUCAAUUGCUUGUCCAGGUGUAAUAUGCGGGUUCGAGAGCCGGUUACAAUUUUGUGGCAAAGACACAAUUCACCAUUUCAUCUGUGAUGUUUCUCCAUUCCUGGACCUGGCCACCUCCGAUACAAUGCACAUCCGCCUCUCUUCUGUUGUAUUAAGUGCCUUUAUGAUAUUGGGCACAUUUUUGUCUGUUUUUGUAACGUACGUGUUUAUAAUUCACACAGUUCUUAAAAUUCCCUCAUCCCCCGGGAGGAAGAAGACCUUCUCUACAUGUAGCUCCCACCUCAUUGUGUUCUCCAUGCAGUACAGUCUCUCUCUUGGGGUCUAUGUUUUGCCAGCUAACGUAGUAACAAUCCAACUUACCAUCACUACCACUUUCAUACUGUUUUUCUGGACCCCCUUAGUAAACCCGCUGAUCUAUACAUUUAACAGUAAAGAGUUCCGUGCAGAAUGCCUGAAAAAGAUUAGGACAGUGGAUAGGAUAUUUUGACAUCACAUUUUCUUUGAACCAAUUAGACAUAUCAUUUUCUGGUCAUC